GAGCGCGGCGGUAACAACUCCUUCACCCACGAGGCGCUCACGCUCAAGUACAAACUGGACAACCAGUUCGAGCUGGUGUUCGUGGUUGGGUUUCAGAAGAUCCUGUCGCUGACGUACGUGGACAAGUUGAUAGACGACGUGCACCGGCUGUUCCGGGACAAGUACCGCACGGAGAUUCAGCAGCAAAGUGCCUUGAGCCUGUUACACGGCACUUUCGAUUUCCAAAAUGACUUCCUGCAGCUCCUGCGUGAAGCGGAGGAGAGCAGUAAGAGCCGUGCUCCCACCACCAUGAGGAAGUUCCAAGAUUCCGAAAAGGCCAAGAAACCUGUGAGGUCCAUGAUCGAGACACGGGAAAAGCCCAGGGAAAAAGCCAAGAGUAGCAAAAAAAAGGGGGCCAAGAAGGAAGGUUCUGAUGGCCCUCUGGCUCCCAGCAAAGUAGCUCCGGCAGAAAAGUCAAGUCUCCCGGCGGGACUCGAGAAUGGGAGUGAACUUUCCAAAGAAGAGCUGAUCCGCAGGAAGCGAGAGGAGUUCAUUCAGAAGCAUGGGAGGGGGGUGGAGAAGCCCGGCAAGUCCCUGAAGUCAGAUGCCCCAAAGGAGAAGGGCAAAAAAGUGCCCCGAGUGUGGGAACUGGGUGGCCGUGCGGACGAGGGCGUCUUGGAUUACAGCGCCCCCACCACCAACGGGACCCCCGAGGCUGUCUUGUCGGAGGACAUUGACUUGAUCCGAGGGACUGGGCCUGGGGGACAGCUUCAAGAUCUGGACUGCAGCAGCUCCGAAGAUGAAGAGGCCGCCCCAAACCCUGCCAAACCUAGAGCUCCCAAGGGGGCCCUGGGGGGCAUGUUUGGGAUGCUGAAGGGCCUCGUGGGCUCUAAGAGCUUGAGUCGUGAAGACAUGGAGUCUGUGCUGGACAAGAUGCGCGACCACCUCAUUGCCAAGAACGUGGCUGCAGACAUUGCUGCCCAGCUCUGCGAGUCUGUAGCCAGCAAGCUGGAAGGCAAGGUGAUGGGCACGUUCAGCACGGUGACGUCCACAGUCAAGCAGGCUCUGCAGGAAUCCCUGGUGCAGAUCCUGCAGCCUCAGCGCCGAGUGGACAUGCUCCGGGACAUCAUGGAUGCCCAGCGUCGCCAGCGUCCUUACGUUGUCACCUUCUGUGGCGUUAACGGCGUGGGGAAGUCCACUAACCUCGCCAAGAUCUCCUUCUGGCUGCUGGAGAACAGCUUCCGUGUCCUCAUCGCCGCCUGCGACACGUUCCGCGCCGGGGCCGUGGAGCAGCUGCGCACGCACACGCGGCGCCUGAGUGCCCUCCACCCCCCGGAGAAGCACGGGGGGCGCACCAUGGUGCAGCUGUUCGAGAAGGGCUACGGCAAGGAUGCUGCGGGCAUCGCCAUGGAGGCCAUCGCUUUCGCACGUCACCAGGGCUUUGACGUGGUGCUGGUGGACACUGCUGGCCGCAUGCAGGACAACGCCCCCCUGAUGACCGCCCUGGCCAAGCUCAUCACUGUCAAUACGCCUGACCUGGUGCUGUUCGUGGGCGAGGCCUUAGUGGGCAACGAGGCCGUGGACCAGCUGGUCAAGUUCAACAGAGCCCUGGCCGACCACUCCAUGGCCCAGACGCCUCGGCUCAUCGACGGCAUCGUCCUCACCAAGUUUGAUACCAUCGACGACAAGGUGGGCGCUGCCAUCUCCAUGACCUACAUCACGGGCAGACCCAUCGUCUUCGUGGGCACCGGCCAGACCUACUGUGACCUGCGCAGCCUCAACGCCAAGGCCGUGGUGGCUGCCCUCAUGAAGGCGUGACGUGGCUCGUCCCCAACACCAAGUCACCGCUGCCCCCACACCCUGCCCCGUAUCAAGAAUGCUUCAGCGUGUGUGAGCGAUGUGUCUGCAGUGCAGUAGAGGCCGUGGGGUGCUCCCGGGCAGCCAGCCCCUUCUGCAAGGGGACCCAAUCAUGUCGCAGUCCCGCCCACCGACACCCCCGCGCCUCCUGGGGCUUCCCCAUCAGCUGGUCCCAUUCCAGCUUUGACCUGUGCUCGGAGUCAGCGCAGAGCCCUGCUGUCAGUGGUCGCAGAGCUGCCCAUGCCAACGGGCAGCUCAAAGCCUCGACUUCCAGGGCCAGCAUGGGUCCCCAGGCACCUCUCCCUGGGCCCCCGCUUUCAGGCCCUGGCCCCAGGGUGCAGCCCACCUCACUGUGUAGCCUAUGGCCUGUUCUUUGCUGCUAGUUCUAAUCUGAGGAUGACCCCGAUGCCCCUGACCCCCAGAGCACCACAGGUUCUCGGCCUCCUGACUUGCCCUCCCCCAGAAUCCUGACCUCGGCCGUGCAUGUCCCCUGGCCCGGGAGAAGCCACCUGAGGGACGGCUGCUGCCCCCCACCCGUGGCCUGGCCCCGCCCGUCCUCUCCUGCAGUGCCUGUUAGCGGUGGCCACGUGGACCUCGCCCUCCUGCUGAGACCGGUCCUGGAGCUUGUAUUACGUGUGAGGAGUGCAAUAAGGUGAAGCCUGUCUGCCCAGAGACGUAAUUUAUACGAGAAAAUAAAUUUCAUACAUAAAUUGCU
Molecule: messenger RNA, 2551 nt
Organism: Tupaia belangeri chinensis (Chinese tree shrew)
Lineage: Eukaryota; Metazoa; Chordata; Mammalia; Scandentia; Tupaiidae
Gene: SRPRA
Product: SRP receptor subunit alpha
Biological process (GO): intracellular protein transport; SRP-dependent cotranslational protein targeting to membrane
Cellular component (GO): signal recognition particle receptor complex; endoplasmic reticulum membrane
Molecular function (GO): GTP binding; signal recognition particle binding; GTPase activity
Source: RefSeq, a predicted model, not a curated record